Macroventuria anomochaeta is the source of this 1530-nucleotide messenger RNA. RefSeq names its product TRAUB-domain-containing protein. The coding region runs from base 37 to 1530 and encodes 497 amino acids. The transcript is spliced from 2 exons. The record is from RefSeq and is a predicted model, not a curated record. Lineage: Eukaryota; Fungi; Ascomycota; Dothideomycetes; Pleosporales; Didymellaceae. Gene Ontology annotation, cellular component: nucleolus; nucleus. Gene Ontology annotation, biological process: maturation of SSU-rRNA from tricistronic rRNA transcript (SSU-rRNA, 5.8S rRNA, LSU-rRNA).
CACGCCGGCGGUCGCAAAAUCUGCAUAUCGCGCAGGAUGGGAAAAUCAAGACUGAGAGACUUCGAUCCCGAGUCACUACUCGAUCCUGCACCUAGCUCCAGCGAAGACGAGCGCUCAGACGCCGAAUCCUCAGAUGUCGAAGAGGACGUAAAUGCGGGUCGCGAGCACUAUGUCGAUGUUGGCAAGAGCAAACUGCGCAAGCAGGAGACCAAGCCACUGGGAAAGCAAUACGCAGGCAAGGGUGUCAGCCGUCAGGACGUCGAGAACAGCGACAGUGAUGACCCGUUUGCAAGAGGCUUCGACGAGGAGGACAGUGAGGUAGAUAGCGAGGAUGAAAGUGAGGCUGAUGGUGAAGAGGCGGACUUCUCGGAGGGUCUGAACGCUUUGAUCGACGGAGAGGGCGGUUCAGACGACGACGAUGACGAGGAAAUGGACAGCGAAGACGUCGACAUGGAUGGCGAGGAGGAUGGGGAGGAGGACGACAGCGAAGACGACACUGCGCAAGACGACUCAGAGGACGAUGACGAGUCUGGCGACGACACCAAGCCAGGAGCAGCUGCCGUGCGUGACCUCAUGAAGGACGCCAAAUCCUUGACCUCCACACUCGCUGCCGGCGCGCAGUCAGACGUUGCAAAGGGCGAGGCUGUCAAGACGCAGCGCAAGACUUUCGAUACACUGCUCAACACGCGCAUUCGGUUACAGAAGGCGCUCAUCUCGACGAAUUCCAUGGCUGCCGAACAACACAAGGAAGCAACUGCGCCAGAUGCAUCUGUCUCGGCCGCCGAGGCCGCUGCGCUCACCCUGCUGAACAAUCUCACCGAUCUCCGCAUCUCGCUCGAGGAGUCGCGAACAGGCGAGAAGCGCAAGCGCACCACUUUCGAUGCCAACACCUCUUCGACCGACAUCUGGUCGUCGAUACGCAGCACGGAGAAGUCAGCACUACCGCACAGGAAGGCUGUUCUUGAGCGCUGGUCGAACAAGACAAAGGCAACGACCGUCACGAACAAUAAGGCGCGUCUCAACGCUUCGGCGCAACAGACGCUCACCGACGUACUCGACUCCCAGCUCACGUCGUCGCACUUGAUUACUCGCACUCAAACUCCACGUUCCUGCGCUCCGCUUCAGUCUGCUCACAAAGCUGCGCAACCUGAUGCAGCCAUCUACGACGAUGCAGACUUCUACGGACUACUUCUCAAGGAGCUGCUAGAACAAAGAUCCGCCGAUGUGAAUGCCAAUGGCACAUCUGAAUUCGUUGUACAGGCACCAUGGCAGGUAGCGAGAGAGGCAAAGACAAAGAAGGUGGUCGACACAAAAGCAAGCAAGGGCAGACGGUUACGGUACACGGUGCAGGAAAAGCUACAAAACUUCAUGGCACCUGAGGAGCGAGGAGAGUGGGGCGAAAGGCAACGAGACGAGCUUUUUGGAAGCUUGUUCGGCAAGCGAUUGAGGCUUGGGGAAGAGGAUGUUGAAAGCGAGGUUGAAAGUGAGGGCGAUGCUGAGGAGGCAGGGCUUAUGUUGUUCAGGGGCUAG